AGAUGGAUGCCGAGCGAGUGAAUGCGGGGCCUGAGGGCAGCGACUGGACAUUGGCCUCGGCUCCAACUCCAGGCUCAAAAACGGAGCCUGAUCAACGGCUCCGGCAGCAGCAGCUUCUUCGCAUCCUGGGUCACUACGAACCCGUGCUGACUUACUGGCAGAGUUUGUUGGUGUGGGAGAGGCCGCUGCACAGCCUGCUUCUAUACUUGAGCGUCAACGCCAGCUUCUGGUUUCUGGCACUAACCUCGCUGAGACUUGUAUUCCUCACUGCAUUCGGUCUAAUAAUUAUUGUAUGUGCUGACACCUGGAAGACUAAAAUCUGGCCUGAACUCCAAGUGAUGCACAUGGAAGACAGUGAUGCUGAGAGUUAUUUCUUCCCAUGCAGCUGGGGACUUGUUCACCCAAAACUGCUCAGCGUUCCUGAACUUUGUCACAGAAUGGCAGACCUUUCACUCAGUGCAGAGAGGUUUUUGAAGAAUUUGUACCAUUUUAAAAAACAAAAUCCUGGUAAGUUUUGUCUUCUGGUGUGUGGUGUGUUCACAUUCCUGGCUGUAAUUGGACGCUACAUUCCUGGUCUCUUCCUGUCCUACAUCAGUUUAAUUGGUAUACUGUUCUGGCCCCUGGCUAGUUAUCACCAACUGGGGCUAAAGAUUAAUGCCAGAAUUGAACCUGUGCUUAAGCGGCUGGAUUUCAGCAUGAAGGGAUACAUGUUGGCAAAACAGCAGGAAAGACAGCUACGUCGCCGAGCACCAGCUGUCAGAACUGCAGAUGAUGGAAGUGACAGUGAAGCUGAAUUAGCUGCCUUCUGCCCUAAGCUUGAUGACUCCAUAAUUGCUAAGGAACUGGAAAUUUCAGACUCUGAGCAUUCUGACACUGAGGUAUCGUAUGCUGACAAUGGAACUUUCAACUUAUCCCGAGGGCAGACACCGAUAACAGAUGGCUCUGAAGAUCUUGAUCGUCAUAGUGACCCAGAGGAGUCAUUUGCAAGAGAUCUACCAGAAUUCCCAUCAAUAAACCCAAAUGUGGCUGGGUUGGAUGAUGAUGAUGAUGAUACCAGCCUGGGUAUUCCAACAGCUCCCUACCAAGCUUCGGCACAGGAAGAUGUGAGCUUGUUUUCUGAUCAGGAGGAUAUUGAUGUAGAUAUAUCCCUCAGUGGGCUGCCAUCACCUCUGAAUUUCACAGGCAGCCAAGGUUUAACUCUGGCAGGGGCACUAGCCAGUAAUAUGAUGGCAGCUGCACUAUCAGGAGCAGAUCGAGAGGCCCAAAUGGUGAGGGACAAUCCUCCAAGGUUUGCUUCACAGACCUAUCAUGAACACUCAGGUACAGAAAUGGACACUGAUGCAGAGGGGGAUGAUUUUGAACUGUUGGAUCAGUCAGAGCUGAAUCAAUAUGAGAAUAUCACUUCACAGGAUCGAGCCUCAAGACAACACUCAAAGGCAGGUUUCCUUUCAAAUUUCCUCCGAAAACAAUAGGUUUGUGGGUAUUGGUGUUGCCAAAUUAUAUCAUCCUGGACCCAGUAGACUUUCGUUGGAAGACAAUGUUGCCAUAAUCCCGUUGUUGCAAUAACACUGUCUGUUAUUCCUGCUACUGUUGUGCAUAGUUUAACUAGUGGUUGCCUCUGGUUACUACUACUUCCUCGCGGUGGACAGAAAUUCACAGCUAAGAGAGUUGUAGCAUUUAUUGCUAUCUGUCAUUGCAGGUUUGUUUGGUGCCCUUUCCAGUUCAUUUGGUUUGAAAUGCUAUCAUCCCAGAUAGGUUGUUUUAAGGGAUGAUGAAGCCAUUCUGCACAGUGCACUUCCAAAAUUGUGCUAAUCAUCAUUAAGUGUUAUUGAUUUUUGACUUUGCACAGUUACUGUUUUGAGGGAUAGAAGUUCUUCAGAAGGAGUUUUGGUGGGACAUUACUUGUUGACAGCGCUAUCUCUAAUCAUAGAAGUUUCUUCUGUGUUCCUGCUUCAAAAGGUAAAAAAACUAACCAACAAAUUUUGUCAGCAACCAAGGUGUGGAGUUGGUGCAGGGUAAUCCAGACUUUAUUUGAUUAGUUGAAUUCUAGAAAAUACACCAGUUAGCACUUACUGACAAGCAUUAGGGAGUUGUCAAGUAAAGAGACUUAAUCGACUUUACAGCGUGUGUAAUGCAUUGAGCAACAAAAUUCAUAAUUGACGGAGAUUAAUGUUGCUAUUAUUCAUUCAGAAUAGCAAGGUUGAAAAAAUUCCAGAAUAAAAGCUUUGAGCUUUGUCCUUAGCCAGAGACAAUAACUAAGUUGUUCAUAGGAAGAGUUGGCUAAGAUUUUUGGGAAUGUAUACGUGGAGUCAACUUUGCUGUUCUAUUUAUUCAUCACUAUAUAGAAAAGUUCAUAAUAUAGCAAAACUGAACAGAGACUAUUUAUAUAAUGGAGGCUUGGUUUUUAAAGCCUAGUGAGGAGAUUUGUGGGAUUUGGUGUGUUUAUCUCGUAUUUAUAAAUUGAUUAAUUCUCAGCAAUGAAAUACUUUUGAAUUUAAAUUGAUUUUUAAAUAUACUUUAGAUGGCGCAAACUCCUUUAUUGUAUUGUGCUUUUGAUUUCUGUAACCAUGCAGCUUUUUGCUGCUUAAGCAAUUUUUAAAAAUUCAUUUGUUUAAAUUUUUUCAAGCUAUUCCUUAAGAUCACUGCAUUCUACAGUUCUCAUUGGUGACCAGCUUUCCAAUUCUAACUGUUAUGCCGAAAAUGUACAUGACCAGAAUGAAGGGUUCAAAAACAGCUGAGUUGAGUUUGGGUUGUAUGCCGUGAGCUAACACUGGAUACUGAUAGUAGAUAGAAAUACUUUUGUGUCGAAUGUCCAAAGACCCAAACUGUCAACAUGGAGGGGAGCUGCCUCUUUUGCCAGCUUUUAAGGGCAUCAGAGACAUAGCUGUAGUAAGGGAUUGGAUGGUGGAGGGUGCUGGAUUGGUUUACUGUACCCCUCUGAGUCUGCAUUGACGUAGCAUGCAUCAUUUUUCCAACAGUUGAGAAAUCCAGACAUCAAACUUGAUAAAUAUGGAAUUCACUGCUAUACCUGUGCAAGUUGUCAGUGGAUAAUGCAGGAGAAAGUGAGGUCUGCAGAUGCUGGAGAUCAGAGCUGAAAAUGUGUUGCUGGAA
Hemiscyllium ocellatum (epaulette shark) is the source of this 3111-nucleotide messenger RNA. It is a transcript of the gene retreg3, whose product is annotated as reticulophagy regulator family member 3. The record is from RefSeq and is a predicted model, not a curated record. Lineage: Eukaryota; Metazoa; Chordata; Chondrichthyes; Orectolobiformes; Hemiscylliidae. The transcript is spliced from 9 exons. Gene Ontology annotation, biological process: reticulophagy. The coding region runs from base 3 to 1472 and encodes 489 amino acids.